AUGAUCCUCCGCCCAUUCCUUGUAGGGACCGCUGUCGCCCUAGGCGCCAAUGCCUUCCUACUUGUCCCUGAAGCCGAAGUCGAGGCCGAGAUUAUCACUCCUCAGGAUGAUCUGAGUCUCCGUCCCUUGGAGGCUGUUGCAUCCAGCCAGCAUGAGGUGAUUCUGGGCUGUACAGAAUGUCCCUUCCGGGAAGUGGGCGAGAAUGGGAAGGUAGGCUGGACUGAUGGCUUCGACACUUCUCUGUCCUUGAAAUUUUCCGUUGAAAAUGGAUUCCUUUUGGCGAACGGGCGCCCAAUUUUCCCUCCUCCUCCCCCAACACACCUGACAGCCAUCCAACGUCGACUGUCGGAUGGCGCGGAGUCGGGCCCUAUCGAGUUAGGCUAUGCAGUUGAAAUGAUGCCGAUACCCACUCCUCCCGACGAGCCUAUGGAUAUGGUCUCUGUUCGGUUCACCAUCCUAGACCUGGAGAGCCAUCCCGUUCCCAUUGACACCGUUGCCCUCCACCUGAUCCAUGACUCUGCCGCCAACCUUUAUCUGGCGGGUGUUAACAUUGAAGAGACGGCUCCUUCUCGCGUGUCAUGGAGGCAGUGCCAUGGGAGAGCGAAGUGUUUGAGAAGACUCCUGUUCGCACGGAUUCGCUCUAUGUUUGCCGCGGCCAAGAUGCGCUUGUUGGGACUGCGAGCUGGGUCGGACUGCGGAGCUGGAUCCCGUGGACUUGGACAUCCUCACCAUGGUUCCCACCACGAUGGAUUCUCUGGUCCGCACUCUACCUGGACUGAGGGUGAUAUGGAGCGCCCUCCCCGCCCUCCUCAUCACCACCAUAUGCACCUUGGCCACUGGGAGCGCACUCUCUCCCGUGUCGUUCGUUUUAUCGUAAUUCCAGCCGUUCUGGGCGUCUUGGCCGGACUGGCCGCCAGUGCCUUGGGUAUGCUGGUUGGCCAGAUCGUUGUGUUCCUAUGGCAACGCUUCCGCCGCUCCAGCCCCAAGAAAUCUGAAGAACAGGGAACUGGAAUCGAAAAGCAAGGUUUGAUGACUGAUUCCACUGAUGAUCUUCCGCCUGCCUACACCGACGAGGAGGCCUUGCCUGAGGUUGUGUCUGCGGACAACAACUAA
Molecule: messenger RNA, 1113 nt
Organism: Aspergillus tanneri
Lineage: Eukaryota; Fungi; Ascomycota; Eurotiomycetes; Eurotiales; Aspergillaceae
Exons: 2
Coding region: 1-1113 (370 amino acids)
Source: RefSeq, a predicted model, not a curated record